Messenger RNA from Anneissia japonica, 3314 nucleotides. Its product is annotated as ashwin-like. The record is from RefSeq and is a predicted model, not a curated record. Bases 179 to 871 code for a protein of 230 amino acids. Gene Ontology annotation, biological process: embryonic morphogenesis. The transcript has 4 exons. Gene Ontology annotation, cellular component: tRNA-splicing ligase complex. Lineage: Eukaryota; Metazoa; Echinodermata; Crinoidea; Comatulida; Comatulidae.
UUGAACACUGCUUGGAUUUACUCCAAGAUCUUGGGAUUUUUAUGACACUUUGGGGUCUUGGGAUUUUUUUUUACUUUUUAUUAAAUCUUAGGAUUUUUGGAAUGACUUGGAAUUUUUCUUGGGAAUUUUGAUUUCUCUCAGUGUGUUCACACUGAUUUUGUUGUUGUUGUGCGGCACGAUGACAAAUGUUACAGAAGAAAGUGGCUCAGAAUUAUUCAAUUUAUUAAAUCCAGAGAACUUAUCAGAAGAAUCAUUAAUUCAUAUUUUACAACAGCGACUGGUUAUAAUUGAUGAUGUCAACAGAUCUAAGAAAGAAGAUUUGGUCAGUUUAUUCCAUAGAACAGUCACACCUCAACCCCAAAGAGUGAUGCCUAAAAAUCGUAUUGGGAAAGUUCUAAAAAGUGCGCAAGAACAGAUUGCAUCACGUAAACCAAAGUCUAUUGAAACGCCUAAUUUACUCACAGCAGCUCAGUCAACUGCAUCAAAAGCACAGUCUUCAUCUCAGAAAGGUGGUCUCGUCAUGUCAGCAAAUAUCCAGUCACCUGGUUACAGAUUAAAACCACCUCCCGUAGUACUCAACAACAAAAAUCGCAUCGCUAAGUUGAAGAGAACCAGUAGUAGUCAGCUAGAGGGUGAACAUCCUAACGGAAAAUUUACAAAGAUAAAAAAUCCAUCAUCUUCAGUAUCAUCAUCAUCAACAUUACUGUCAUCACCUGUUGCAAUUAAAAAACAAUGCAUAAAAUCAUCGACAGCAACCAGUCCAAAAGCAUGCAAACCCCUACCAGUAAAGAGGCCUUCACAAGAAACAGAACAGAAUCCGGUAAAUGACAGCUCACCGAAGAAGAAGAUAAAAACGAUUACCUGGCCGUAGUGAAAACGAUGAAACUUGGCUCACUUUGAGUGACGGGAUUUGCAAUGAACCGACGCAGCGCAAGCCCAGGAGAGUGCUUUACACAUAUAGGUUAUGAUAACGUGAUAUUUUUUACUGUCAUGCAAGAGUGAUUAACAUACAGUAGUUCAACUCUUUCAACGUUUGACAUUAUCAUGCCUAUAUAUUGACAAUGUUGACAUUAUCAUGCCUAUAUAUGGACAAUGUGGAUUUCAUCAUGGCCAUAUAUGGAGAGUGUAUGACAUCAUCAUGCAAAAAACAGAGCUUCCAAAUUUAAACACAUGCUAUAAAUAUUGAGAGCGUAAAAAGAUCUGCAUGGUAAUCUAUGUGGAGCUAUGUUGUCUUAUAUGGAACUAUGUGAUAAUCCAAUAUGGAUCUUUGUUAUAAUCCUAUAUGGAUCUGUGUGAUAAUCCUAUAUGGAUCUGUGGGAUAAUCCUAUAUGGAUCUGUGUGAUAAUCCUAUAUGGAUCUGUGUGAUAAUCCUCUAUGGAUCUGUGUGAUAAUCCUAUAUGGAUCUGUGGGAUAAUCCUAUAUGGAUCUGUGGGAUAAUCCUAUAUGGAUCUGAGUGAUAAUCCUAUAUGGAUCUGUGGGAUAAUCUUAUAUGAACCUCUCUGUGAUAAUUUUUAUGGAGCUGCAUAUACAAUAUGGGCCUCCUGGUAUAAAUGCAUUUGUAAAGAUAAUGUAAUUAUUUACAACAGAGGAAACAAAUGAUAUAAAAUGAAGAAUCAAUUUAUUUUGCAGAUAAUUAUGCAAAGGUAAAUUAUUAAUAAUAAUGCCAGAUGAAAUUCUUUUAAGAAUAGUGUUUCAAAUUCGCCCCAGUUAAGCCCAAAUCAGAAGCUGCACGACGUAGCCAAUGCUGUUUCCCGUGGUGUACAUGCCAGUUAAAUGUAAAUGUGAUAGGUCUACAUCAGGCACAGUCGAGUCAUGGAGUAUUAAACAUUUUUGCAACCUAAAAACUGUUCCGACGAUAAAUUUCGCCGGGCAAUGUCAUACAACACUGUCCGAAUUGGCCUUUACAGUACAGUACCAAGUUUAUUUUCAACGCUAUAAUUUUCAUUCUUUACCAUACGCUCAUAAACUACCCUGAUGAAAUGUGUAGUGGUUGAUGUACCAAAUUAUUUUUUUUUUACAUGAAUUAUUGAAGUGUUUGAAUGCCAUUUCAUCUUGGAAACAAGUCACCAUAAUAAUAAUAAUUCUUUAUAAGCAUCAAUCAUGGGAUUUGUUUUAACAAAAAGAUAUUUGCGUAUCAUGAUUAAUUUUUUAAUAUGAUAGCUGUUUUAUGGAUGAGAUGUACCAAAAUAAUUUUAUUUUACAUGAAUUAUUGAAGUGUUUGAAUGCUAUUUAAUCUUGAAAACAAGUCACCAUAAUAUGAAAAAUUCUUUAUAAGCAUUAGUCAUUAGGAUUUGUUUCAACAAAACAAUAUUUGCAUUUCAUGAUUAAUUUGUUAAUAUGAUGGGUGUGCGGCAUUAUUAAAUAUAAGGCCAGUAUUCAGUAAUUAUGAUUAUUCAUUUUCUAUAAGGCCUGCAUAAAUCUUUUAUCAGUAUCUGAAUACUAACGUGACUUUGGUGGAUGCGGGAUUUGGCUGUAGCGGGUGUGUGAGAGUCCACACCACCUCAGGCCAGCCAUGGUUGGGGCUGAGGUUAGAAAAAAUGUUAAGAAUAUGAACCUCUAGGUGCCCAGAAAUUACACUCCAUACUUUAAAAAUCUUAACGGUACUAUGUUCAUAAUUAUGAAAUUAAUUUAUGAACAAUACAGUACAAUUAUUUUUCUUAAUACAAUUUAGGGCGAGGGGGGUAAGAUUUCACUGUCUGCACACACCCCCCCCCCCCUGUAUCCGCCCAAGCAUGAAAAUGUCAACCUAAUUUAGUGCUUUUAGAAUAGACCAGCUGGACUCACCUGGUUGGAAAUGAGCACAUUGCAUUAUAAACUUACAUAUGAAUGAAUGUAUUGUUUCUGUGAGGGGAGUAUAAUUACUGAAGCAUAUAGAGCCCUUAGGCCUGGUAUAUCAAGUGUGUGCUGUACAGGGUUUUAUAGCAGUUUAAAAUCAUAUAUCUAAUCACAGCUACUGUAAAUUUUGCCUCAGAAUUCACUAAUAUUUUUUAAGUUUAUGAACUAGUUAAAUUUCUUUAACCAAUUUGCUACUAGUAUCAAUGUUUUGGUCAAUCACAACCCACGAAGUGAGAUCUUAUGAUGCCAUGAACAAGGAAGCAAGUAGCACUCUACUGCAUCAUUGAUAGGAUUAAUAAUAAUGUGAACAGUAAAGCCAGGGAAAAGGCUACUGGUAGUAUUCAUGCCUUUAGCCCAAGGAAGCAAUUCUAAUAAUAAUUAAGUAUUUCUUACUACAAUACCAAAAUAUUGUACCUUUAUACUGAUGUAGAUAUUUUUUUUUUUGAAAAUCGAAAAUAAAGAAAUUGAUUUUAACAACA